UCUAUCUCUCUUUCUCUCUCUAACACACACGCCAGAUCAAAUGGGUCUUCUCUCCCUCACUCUCUCUCUUUCUACUGUCUCGCACACACACUUACACGCAGAGGCCAGAGAUGGUGAAUCUGCUUUCAAUUCGAGCCGCCGGAGAUUUUCUCUCUCCCUCUCUCUCGGAAAAACACACCGGAGAUGUUUUCCCUCUCUCUCUCUCAGACACACAAUACACCGGAGGAGAUAUUCUCUCUCGGUCUCUCUCUCCGACGAUGCACCAACAUACACGAUGGAGGAACUCGAAGAGAAACUCCAAAAGGAACAGGAAAAGGAAUUCGAAGAGUAUUUCCCGGGCUCACAUUCUAUCCGUACGAAGAGACAACUGAUGAAAUACCUCAAGGAAAACAGAGUGAUAACAUCACUCGAAGUGGUAAGAGUAAUGAAUAUAAUCGACCGGGCUUUGUUUGUACCCGACGGCUCACCCCCAUACGUCGACUGCCGUCUGCUAAACGGCUUCCAUAGUUUUAUGUUAGCACCUCGCCAUCAUGCACAGUGCCUUGAGCUGUUACAGAACCAUUUGAAGCCCGGCAUGCGUGCUCUUGAUAUCGGCUCAGGGACGGGGUAUUUGACUGCUUGUUUUGCCGUUAUGGUUGGAUGCCGCGGCCGUGCAGUUGGUGUGGAUCUUGUUCCCGAAUUGGUCGAACUUUCGAUUAAAAAUAUCGAAAAGAGUAAAGCAGCCCCACUAUUAAAACAAGGGUCACUCUCAGUCCAUGUUGGUAAUGGAAUAGAGGGGUGGGCGGAGUGUGCGCCUUACGAUGCAAUUAGCGUUGGAUUUCUUGCACCGGAAUUAUUUCCGGCAUUUCUCGAGCAGUUGAAGCCGGGCGGUAGAUUGCUGGUCGGCGUCGAAGAUGGUGACUCCGUGAAGAACAUGGUAAUUGAUAAUUAUUAAGAAAUAAUUAAUGUGGCAACACAAUUAAUUGAUCGAAAAGUUCAGAGUUAGUUAAUUAAUGAUUUUUGGAUGAGCCUUUGUCAGGUUAAAGAAAUUUUUCUUGAAUCCAAAUUGAAUUAAAUUAAAAUUAAAAUUUCACACAAUUACUUGUUUCAAUUUUCUUAUGUAGAAUAUUAUUGCAUAAACCUUAUGGUAUUGGUAAUUACAGAAAUUACUCCUAAAGUUAACAGUCAUUAUAACUUAUAAACCCUUUAUGGUAUUGGUAAUUACAAAUAA
This is a messenger RNA of Erythranthe guttata (spotted monkey flower), 1210 nucleotides long. Lineage: Eukaryota; Viridiplantae; Streptophyta; Magnoliopsida; Lamiales; Phrymaceae. The record is from RefSeq and is a predicted model, not a curated record.